Molecule: messenger RNA, 2509 nt
Organism: Ornithodoros turicata
Lineage: Eukaryota; Metazoa; Arthropoda; Arachnida; Ixodida; Argasidae
Product: arylsulfatase B-like
Exons: 11
Coding region: 269-2128 (619 amino acids)
Source: RefSeq, a predicted model, not a curated record
UGGCGUGUGAGGGACAAACACACUGCAGGCGCAUAGAACUAAUAAAUGGGAACCGGUCACAGGGCAAUUUUUUCCGGCAAGAACGCGGUGUGCAAUUAAACACACGUGAAAGGGGGGAGAGCGAUUGUGAAAGUUACUCUGCUCCAUAUCCCGUCUUUGGAAUACAGCUGCUGUCUUCUGCUUCCACAGAACGGACGUGCAUCUUUGCAGGGGGAGUGCCGCAGCAUAUGCGGAAGCCAACAUCUGAAGGCUGGAUUAUAUCUCCAGGAUGAAGCCACAUCGUACGUCUGGAGGUCAAUUACCCAAACUGACGGUCAUAUUACUCUUCCUUCCCUGUAUCGUCGUUGCGAUGGAAACCAAGGCUCCCCACAUCAUUUUUAUCUUAGCAGACGACCUUGGAUGGAACGAUGUGAGCUUCACCGGUUCCCCUCAAAUUCCAACGGGUAACAUCGAUGCACUGGCGUGGAACGGCCUUCGACUGGAGCAGUAUUACACGCAGCCUGUCUGCACACCAUCAAGAGCAGCCUUGAUGACGGGGAGUUACCCCAUACGCGCAGGGCUGCAGCACCAUGUCAUAUGGAACGAGGAGCCGAGAGGGUUAAGCCUGGACCGAAAGCUCCUGCCCCAAAGGUUAGGAGAAAUGGGGUACGCAAACCACAUGUUGGGCAAGUGGCACCUAGGAUUUCACGAAGAAAAGUACACACCGACAGAACGAGGUUUUCAUCAUCACUUUGGGUACUGGGGUGGCUACGUUGACUACUACAAUCACACCAAAGAGUUCUUGGGAUCUCCACCCGGUAGCCUUGGCCUGGACCUUCGAAGAGACCUGGUGCCACAACGGAAUUAUUCGCGAACAUAUCUUACGGACUUACUUACGGAUGAAGCCAUCAGAAUAAUACAAGAUCAUCCCGGAGACAAGCCUUUGUUCCUGUACUUGGCUCAUCAAGCUCCACAUUCUGCCGAUGCGCACGAGCGUCUGCAGGCUCCUGAUAAGUAUACAGAGGGAUUUCAAGAUAUUGAAGACGAGAAAAGGAUACUAUAUGCUGGUAUGGUAAAGGCUAUGGACGAGUCUGUAGGUGCUGUGUUCCAAGCACUAGCGCAAAAGGGAAUGCUUGACAACUCAGUAGUUGUGUUUAGCUCGGAUAACGGAGCAGAAUCGGAAGGUCCCAAUGCCAACUACGGUUCUCCGUGGCCUCUGAAGGGCAUGAAGGGGACCCCUUGGGAAGGAGGGAUCCGCAGUCCCGCUGUCAUUUGGAGCCCUCUCCUGAACGUACCGGUUAGGGCCACAUACGACGGCCUGUUUCAUAUCACAGAUUGGUUGCCGACGUUCUACGAUCUUGCAGGAGGAGACACUGACAAUCUUGGUGACAUCGAUGGCGUCAGUCAAUGGAACGCCCUCCGAGAAGUUGAUCAGCCUCCUCGCUCAGAAUUCCUCGUAAAUGUGGACCAGACCGAAAACUAUGCCGCCAUUCGAAUGGCAAAUUACAAGCUCGUAAAGGGCGUCGCACGGGAAGGAAAACUUGAUCAGUGGUAUCCUCCUCGUGGUAAAGUCGUCUGGAAUACGACGAUAUCCAGGAAGGCAUGCGAGUCUUCCACCGUUACGGAAGUUCUCAGCAUGAUGGGGAGACAUCCCGUGUGUGGGCAGACGGACUGUCUCUAUGCCAUGCAAGUUCAAUGCGGAGUCAAAAACCCCGAAAGGAUAUGUGACGCCGCCAAAAGUCCAUGUCUGUUUGAUCUGUCCAAGGAUCCUUGUGAGUACGUUGAUGUCGCGGACGAACAUCCAGAGGUGGUAAAGACGAUGCUAGAAAGACUGGCCCACUACGAGUUGGAGGCACGGCCACCGGGAAACCUCCCGCUUGAUCCCCUGUCCAACCCGGAUCUGCAUGACGGCGUUUGGACAAGCUGGAAUGAUCGCACCAGUGGUGACGGUGGCGAUUCUGAGCGUGCGCAGUCAUCAAUGCAAUCGCCGGGUGCACGACCGGAGCCCGCAUCAUCUGCAUCCUAUCUCUCUGCAGCCUGGACAUUACACGGAAUACUUUGCUUUCAGUUCUUUGUAGUGGCGUUUUUUUUUUUUUUCGCGCAUGUGCCACAUAACAAUCUGAUUUACAGAAAGCCCUGCCACGAAUAGCAUAAGAUGUGCAUAAUUCGUAGUUUUCGGACGUUCCAAGCAAGACGUCGGACGCUUAUGCUAGCCCUUGUGAACGACUUGUGCCUUAGAAAGGCAACGUCAACGACAUUGCACUCAUUUGGUUGUCGUAUAUACCUAGAAUGAUGGUGCGACAUUUAUAGAAUAAAAGUAACAGUUGCAGCGACUAAACAGCAAUUAAACAGAAGGCCUACCGACAGUAUGCCUAAUCACAACCAUCCUCUCAUGUUUCUUCGUUCUGACGGCAGGUACAGCUGAACUUGUUGUUCCCACUUUUAUUAGCAAUUACUGAAUACUAACAAACGUUAAGAAACUGGACUAGAUGAGUUCUAGUAAUAAAAUUACAGCGUGCGGUUUCCUAAU